Molecule: messenger RNA, 5642 nt
Organism: Porites lobata
Lineage: Eukaryota; Metazoa; Cnidaria; Anthozoa; Scleractinia; Poritidae
Source: the annotation of a GenBank genome assembly
AUGACGCAACUUUUGGACAGCAAUGAGCAUGCGCAAAUAAAUCCCGUGACUCGCUGGAAGGUUUUGGAAGGAAGGCAAAACGAGUUUGCAGGAACGUGCCUCAGAUUGAAGGGAUUUUUUCACCGCUUGCAGCCAGAACCAUACAUUAUGAACAGCGCACAGACUAACGUGUUGCCAUCUGGAUCUCGACCGAUUCCUUCUAGACGAAUUGUGGUUAACGAUCCGGGGCAAAUGCCUAUGGACUAUUCUACUACCCCGGGAGGAACCAUAUUCUCUACGACUCCAGGCGGUAUGUUGAACGUGUUUUGGGCUUAAAGUGUUUACUGUGAUAAAAGUAGUGGUUAAAAGCGUUAAGAAGCUAUUCACUUUGCUAUCUUAAGUUUUUUGUAAGCUUCAAGUCUUCGAGUACGUUGUGGCCCACCGGUUAAUUUACGCUUGCGUAGGCUAAACGAGGGGAACGUCGUGUUGAUUAUACACGUUCUCGUUUCGAGUAUAAUUUUAACCGAUCACAGGCAAAAUAAGCAAUCAUACUUUAUCGUAACCUGUGUUUCGACUGUUCAUCUUAAUAUUUUUGUGUUGCCUGUAAUGAAAACUCAUAUUGGUGGUCUUGUACAUUGUUUUGCUGUGAAAGUACAAAGCCUUGCUCAGCAAGUUUCGUUUUGUCCAGACGUGCAGUUAGCGAACUCUCGCAUCAAAUGUGGUUGAAUAUUACCUCUGUUUGCUCGUUUAUUUCAAUCCUUGGUGUUAAAACUAUCGUUUAUAGUUCGGUUGCAUUUCACUGUGCAUACAGUUACUUGAAAAAAGUACAAAUGUAGAUAUCGUUGUGAAGGCAUAGGCCUACAAACAAAGGCAAAGAUGUGUCGUCAUAGCUUUUUGGAGCUUGUGGAAAUAAUGUCGAUAGGAUAAAGCUUGUGCUUAAGGAAUUGCAGUGCAUUCCUGUUUAUCUCAAAGGGAGUCUACGAAUAAUCGUUGCAGUGGCUUGCUUUGAGGUUGAUAACUUUCGUAAAAAUUUCCAGUGUUUACGUUUGGUGUAUUGUUUUUGUGAUGGCGAUAUAAACAAUUCCCACGUGUUUUGGUUAUGGUCGAUGUGUUUUUAUUUUAUAUUCAAUUAAGUGAUGAGCUUUUUUCUAAAAUUGGUUCCAGACGCUGCACAUUUUUUGCGAUGAUUUUCUCAAGUGCAUCAAGUUAUUCUGAGAUUUCGUAUUUUGGUAGACUUCUUUAAUUUGCUGAUAAUGUGGGUAUUCCUUUAUAUGACAACAGUAAAAAAUAAACUAAGCUGACGUUUUGAAAUGUGCGUGAAGCUAUGUAUACUAAGCUGUAUUUUUAGCUUCUAAAUACACUGUUUUAUUGUGAGGUUCGUGAAACUCUUCUGAAAAAGAUUUACAUGUAAUGAGAUUUUAAUGGUAAUUUAAUUUUCAGAUCAUACUCUUAUCAGUAAGUUUUCCCCCUAAGUUAACCAUGCAGUGGUUUAACUCCAAAUUUUAUUGAAAUCAUGCAUUUAGCCAUUUACCUGCAGUGAAAAAUGUACAUGUACCUGUGAAUUGGCUUGGGUUAUUCAAGGAAAUCUCUGUAAUCAAAGUUAGGAAAUUAUUGUUAUUGUAGGUCAGUGGCACUCGAAAUCUAUGACCUAAGACCGUGAAAAAAAAUCAAAGGCUCCUAGGAGCGAGCUCAUGGAUGAAUUGAAUUAGUGUAGAAAAGACAGUUCAAUAAUCAAAGAAAAACACAUAAAUCUUUUUGAACGCUUCAUUGUGUACGGACUUGCCAAAAUACAGCGUGACUUGAACUAUCCGAUUGCAUGUGCACCUGAAUAUUCUAAAAACUUGUUAUCAGUACAGCAUUUCUACUUACAAAGCAAAGGUCACUUUUGCAAGCAAUUAUUAAUGCUUUUUAGUUGUAAAAUAAUUUGCUUUCUCAUGUGACUGUCAAACACUUUCCGAACGACAGUGCAAUUUCUUGUAAAAUAGCCAAGUUUUACAUACAUGAGUUUUAUUUAAACCGUGGUUUUAAAAGUGCGAUGCUUUCAAAGAAAUGUUUCCAUAUGAUGAGUAUGUAACGGUUAGUUUAUGCAGUACGAGCUAUAUUAAAUACAGAAUACAGGCGUUUAUGGCUAAAUGAACUGCUUUAGAAUGCGCUUUUGAUAAACACGAGCUAAAAAUUAUUUUAAUAAAACGACGUGCUCUGACCUACAAUUGUAGCCAAGUAAUUUAAACGCAGUCGAAGUAUGCGAUUGCCUUUCGCCAGAGACUUGUUUAUACCAGCGCAGCAUUUCUUGUAGAAAUUACAUUCAUAGCACACUGCUAAAUGGAAUCACCGACAAACAAAAGCCUACUUUAAGGCAAAGACCACCUAAGAAUUCAAGCAAAAUAGCGUAACGCUUGUUGGUUCUAAAACCUGUGCUUCUAGUUGACACAACAUAAAUUCAUUCCCUGUUUGCAUACCAAGACAAUUGGUCGAAUGGAUUCGUCGAAAUAACUGAAUAAACCUCAAUAGAUACUCCUCAAUGUCGCUUUAACAACUCGAGGACCGUUUUUUUGCAGUGAUUAUAAGGCUCUUUGGCUUAUUUGCUUUUCGCUGAACGAAAUCCCAUUGUCAGGCUGCAAGAGCUCUUUCACACUCCUGUUGAUCCCAUCUUCUCCAUAUCAAGUAUAAUAUCGGGAACAAAUGAGCACAAUUCGUCCAAAUAUACAACAAUGAUCCACGCUCAAUUAUUUCAAUGUCCUUUUAACAAUUCUAAGUCCAUUUCUUGUGGAUGAUCUUACCAGUGUUCUUUAGAAUAUUUCCAUUUAUACAAAACCCAUCUCUAUUAUUGAUGUGUCGCGAAAAAAAUUUGCCUUACUAGUACCCUCUAGAAUAUUUCAAACAUAUACGUAAAAGGCACUUGGAAUAAAAGUAAUACUAAGUAAGGUAGGUAGGCAAUCUGACUUUAAUGAAUAAAUUAAUGAGAAUCGAGUGAGUGAGUGAGUGGGUGAGUGAUCGAGUGCCAUUCGAGUGCCUCCAAAAGCCCAUGGCAUGACUACGUCAUCCAUGAGCUAAAAACUGUGUGAAAACAGCAUCUCCUUACAAGCUGCUUAAGUUGCGUUUGUAAUCAAAGGUGGAAUAAAAAUAAUAAAGUCAAACUAGGUCAGUUUUAGCCAUUUUGAAAAACUGAAAUCUACCACACCACAUGCACAAAAGGUUGGCAAAGCCAGAGGUACAUACAUGUAAUGCUUCAGCCGGAUCACCGUUGAUAUCGAAGCAACCUUUAGUAAAGGGAGAGUAUGGUAAUAUUAGAAUCGAAAUGGUUCAUGGAUUGUGGUUUUAAUUCUGAACGUUUUUAUGGGGAUAACUGGUUACGAGGCUAAUUGACGAUGAGCUUUUAUGAAUUUUACUCUCACGUGGUGAAGUAGUUUGGGGCAGACUUGUUACGGGCAAAACCACUGGCUUCCACUCAUUUAAGUGCAAUGAUUUUCACAAAUUUACCAAGUUAUUGUGACCUUUAAUCUCUUUAUGUCAACCCUGAAUUGUUUUGUCUUGCAUACCAACAAACAAAAUACUCUUAACCUCUUUACCACUAUGUGCUGGUUUUCUGGGGAAAUCAAAAAGUGUGUGCAACAGUGCACACCAGUUUUCCAGCAAAACAAAGCGGCUCUGUUUCUUAAGGAAUUACUGGGCCUUACUUUCUAUUUAUGGAAAGCCAAUUUAUGCAAGUAACAAAUUUAACAUUGUGCGGUAAGAUGUGCAACAUUUUUGCUGGUUUUGGGAAUAUUUUCAGUCAUUGUUUUGGUUCUUUGGUUAUUGUAGAAUUCCCAUUGUAAUGAUGUACUUCUUAAAUAACUGCAUGGUUUGCAGUACGUGCAAGUUCCAUACCUUAUAUGCUAGUUUUUUUCUGAAAAAUUGCCCUUUUUAAAACUGCCAGUGUCCUAGGCACUUUGUCUUCAGAGCAGCUGGUGUUAGUCUGAAACUAAGUUGAGUAUUAUUCUAGGCAAAAUAUGCUGUGUAGAAAUCACAUUGACCUUUCGUGUUGUACCAUGCAACAUGCUGGAAAUUAGGUACAUAUUUAACCUUUUAUUUUGCCCUUUUGGAAGGUCUGUCUUUAAGAAUGUAAAUGAUGGAAACUGUGGUCAAUUCUUUUUUUAAAAUUACACUGAAAGUUGAGAACAUCUACGGUUUAUUUCCAGUAAAGUUUCUUGGAAGGAAGAGAGAAAAUAGUGCCCUUGAGGUACUUUUUCCUCCACAUGUAUCCAAUUGCUUUUGUAACCAUUGCAUGUAGCUCUUGACCUAUGAGUACUGAUGGAUUUUUGUACAUUGACUGAUGUAAAACUAAAACCCCUCUGGAUUUACGUUUGCAAUUUAUUUAAUGAUCAUCUUUGUUUGUCUCACUUUAUAGGAACGCGCAUUAUAUAUGAGCGCAAGUUUCUUCUGGAUUUACGUAACUCGCCACUGUCCCGUACUCCUCCACGGAAUCUUCCGCUUAUUCCAGGUGUUACUUGCGAUGAAAAGGUAAAACCUGAGAGCCCUUUGAAGGACAAUGGUGUGGUCACCACAGAACCAGAGAAUGACAAAAAUGACCAUGGUAAGAAGCUAAGUUGAAUGUACAGCUGUAGCUGGUAGUAAGGGAAGAGUUUUUUGCUUUACAUAAAGGCAUCUUUCCGUAUUUUGACCCUAGCAAAUUGCAAGAAAAUCAAAUUUAUAUUUUGGGUAGAAUCUCAAGAAAUAAGUAUGCUGUACAUGUAGUAGUAUGUAAGUCUAUUGCCAAAGAGGCUUGUAGGGUUUUGUCCACAGGGAUAAUGAAAGGUGGCAGAUAAUUUUGCCAUGACUUGGUACAGGAGUGAAGGAAUAUUAAGCGACGUUUUAUUUAAUUUUUAAACAAUACAUAACAAACUUUGACUCUUGGUGACUUCUGCACAGGCUGACAAAUCAUUGGUCACUACAGUGACUGCUGUUGAGGGCUACAGCAUUUCUAUGAAAUUUAAACAACCACUACUUAACAUUAAAUUGGGCUGUCACUAAGAUUUCUAGUUGUAGUAGUAGUAGGUGGGGCUCUAUAAUAAAUAAAUUUUAUCUUCUAUUUUCACAUGAAAGUAGCUGGGUCAUGUCCAUGCAUGUGCAGUGUAGUAGCCAGGGGAAAUCUCCGGUCCUCAGCCCUUACUGAGGGUCCUGAUGAAAUAAUGCUGUUAUAAAUAGGCAAUAUUACAUGGCCGCGCGAAGAUACGAAAUUUCUCUUCGAGUGUUGAAAAAUAUUUUCCGAGUGAGCGCAGUACAUUACACUUUGAGUGCCUUGAUAAAGACCAGUAGGGAAAUAUCUAUCAAAUGAUGCUACUGGAAAAAGUGCUGUAAAAUAAUUAUUUAUUAUUUCAGUUACCAAGUUUAAAGGUGAUAUGUCCAAAGAGGGCAAAGAUAUUGCUCAUUAAGGCGCACAAUUUUACUUUUCUUUGUAUGGUGGGGUGGACAAACUUUCACCCCAUCAUAUAAACAUCUGUAAAAUUUAGUGACAUGCAGAGCUAUGUCUUCUUAAUUUCACUGAUAAAAUUAUUCUUGAACAUGUACGUCUACAUCUGCCUUGUGUCCAUAAUAUUUGUCUACAACUUGUUUAUUAUUGUUUAUUUUGUUAUUUUCUUUCACCAGCAGAACAGGAAGAACCACAAUUUGAGAUGGACAUCUGA